Rhineura floridana is the source of this 1986-nucleotide messenger RNA. Its product is annotated as zinc finger protein 14 homolog. The transcript has 5 exons. The record is from RefSeq and is a predicted model, not a curated record. Gene Ontology annotation, biological process: regulation of DNA-templated transcription. Lineage: Eukaryota; Metazoa; Chordata; Lepidosauria; Squamata; Rhineuridae. Bases 617 to 1276 code for a protein of 219 amino acids.
AGGGAGGGGGAUGUUGGAAGAAGAAAGCGGGGGACCUCCCUGUAACUGCCCCCCAGGGAUGCAAUCCUGCCCUGUGGAUCCCAGCUCUGCCCUACUGCUGGGUCCUAUCUGCCCCUUCCUUCCUCCCUCCCUUCCCGUGGUUGUGGCCAGAUUUGUGUACUCCUCGAAAAUCCCUAAGGAGAAAAUAGCGGAAUAGGUGGCUCCGUGGUCUGACUUUGCGCAGGGCAGCUUCUUCAGGGUCCUGGUUUCCUUCUUUAGUUCAGCCUUGAUAUUUUAAUCAUGAUUUUUGAAAUGCCUUCCUGCUUUCCCAGAAUUAAGGCUGCCACUUCACCGAACAAAGCAAACCCGCGGCCCUGCCCUGGGUAGCCUGGCAGACAUACUGUUUUAAAAAUGAAGUUUUUCCUGAAAUUGAUGCAAAUUGUUGAGAACAACAUCCCGCUCUCUCUUGCUAUGUGCCAGCUGGGCGUUAACCGCAGAGGGACGAGACAAAAAAAAAAACAUUUGGCAAGACUUAUCCUUUCAAACUUGUGCCAGCUGGAUGUUAAAAGACUGUGAAACAGCAUCGAAGUGACAUUGAGAAUUCUCCCCUGUUUUCCCUGGAGAGGAAACAGCCACGAUGCAGCCAGCUCAGAGUCCAGUGACCUUUGAGGAGGUGUCCUUGCAUUUCUCAGAGGAUGAAUGGGCCCUGCUGGAUCCAGGCCAGAGAGCCCUUUACAAGGAGGUCAUGGCGGACGUUCAUGAGAUGAUAACCUCUCUGGCCAUGUCUCUAGAAGCUUGGCAACCGGAUGUAACCGCACCUGAACAUGAGGCUGCGGUAGAUCCACGCAGAACUGUCGACCCAGCAGUGCAGAACCCUACAGCCACCCUGUCACCAGCAGUUCGUCUGGCAGAACUGAGACGAAAGAAGCCCAAAGGAGCGCGUUCAGAGACGUUCCUCGUGCCAAUAUUGGAAAAGGUCAAAGAGUACACUUGUAGGAAAGAGACAGCGGCGGCAACUGAACAUGAACAGUUGAUGUCACUAAUGAAAGAGAAUAAUGAAGUGUUUCGUGAGAGCAUUGCCGCAAUGAAGAAGCAUGCGGAACACAACAUGAGGGAGAGUAACAUGUACCUGGACACAAUGAAUGGAAUAGUCUCUGCUAUUAAUGCCAGUGUGUCACAUCUGGAAACAUUAACUCGCUGUUUUCUGGAACAAAACAACAGUGCUGCAAGCGUUGCCACUGUAAGUGGGAUGGGGGGGACGAGGAGGAAAAAAACCAAAUCCUUCCUCUUGCUGUAACACUAACUUCAGUAGGAAAACAAACAGACCAGCUUUUGGCAUAGGAAAGGGAAACAAGGCCCAAAACCCAAAAUUUGUGCCCUUCUUCUCAGGCCCUCAUCACUGCCAGCAGCGAGUCUGAUGAUGACACAGUAAUAAAUGGGGAGAGUUCGUCAUCAGUUUCACAUAUUAGGCCACCACCAAGUCCCAUAGCUGGAAUUGUUAAGACACGGACAAGUAUUGAAGUGUGUGCAUCCAAGUUAAGCGCCCCCUUACUCCAGCCUCUUAUGUCCACCCCACAUUUUUCUCGCACUGCAAGACGUGUUCGAAAGCCACAACCAUAUAGCCCCUAGGGGGUUGUUUCUCCAUGCUGCACCUCAGGAUAAAUAACGUUGCAUGGCUUGCAAUGUAGCAAUAUGUCUGUAGUUGCACAGACAACAAAUUUAUGGCAAGAAGGAAUGCAUGCGCAUGCUGAAAGUGUGAGUUGUGUUGUUAAUGAAGGGUUCUUUCACUUUUCAACAGUGAAUAAAGUUUACAUGUUGCAUUCCUUUUUAAAAGAAUGACUUGCGAUUCUGCCUGCAUUGGCACACCUCUCUUUAGGGAAUGAUGUUUUUAAAUCUCUUCCCUUUGUAAUAAUUGCUGCACAACAUUGCAUUGCUUGAUGCAGAUUUGGCUGUAGGAAAAUUGUGUCGUAAUUUGUACGUAAGAAAUAAAAAGGUUCUUUUUUCCCA